AUGCAUCCUGAAAAAGCGCCGGGUCCGGAUGGUUUCACUGCCCUUUUUUACCAAAAGUUCUGGGACAUUGUGAAGGACGAUUUAACUCGUAUGGUUAAUGAGUUCCUUUUCGAUGGAACAAUGGCCAAUGGACUUAAUGAUGCAAAUAUAUGUCUUAUACCUAAGAAGGAGAAGCCAGAUGAGAUGUCACAAUUCAGGCCAAUAAGUCUAUGUAAUGUCAGUUACAAGAUUAUAUCCAAGGUCCUAUGCCAAAGAUUGAAAAAAGUAUUACCAGAUCGAAUAUCAGAAACCCAGUCAGCUUUUGUUGCUGGAAGACAGAUAACAGAUAAUGUCUUGAUAGCUCAGGAAAUGUUCCAUGCUCUGCGCACGAACUCUGGGGGAAGGGAGAAGCGAAUGGCGAUAAAGACUGACAUGAGUAAGGCCUACGAUAGACUGGAAUGGGAAUUUAUUAGUGCGGUCUUGAAGAAAAUGGGAUUUUCAGACACAUGGAUUGAAUGGAUAAUGCGAUGUGUAUCAUCAGUGAAAUACCAUGUCUUAUUCAAUGGUCAACCAAGAGGAAAUAUAACUCCUCAUCGAGAGAACCAAGGAAAGAUUACGGGGAUGCGCGUUUCACGUGCUAGCCCCCCGGUAUCCCACCUUCUCUUUGCUGAUGAUAGCCUUUUCUUUUGCAAGGCGGAGCCACAUGAAUGCGAUGAAGUUAUGAAAGCACUUGGGACCUAUGGAAAAGCCUCGGGACAAUGCAUUAAUUUUCAAAAAUCCUCCUUACUCUUUGGUAAAAGGAUACCUAGACAUCUCAAGGAUACUCUGAAACUAUCAACUAGAAUUACAAACAAGGGAGGAAUGGGCUCCUAUCUUGGUAUCCCUGAAGAUAUCAGUGGGUCAAAAGUAAGGCUCUUUGCCUUUCUGAAGGAACGUCUACAAAACCGUGUUAAUGGCUGGACAGGAAGAUGGCUGACAAGGGGAGGAAAGGAGGUGCUUAUAAAGUCUAUACUGCUGGCUCUACCUACGUAUGUAAUGUCGACCCUUCUUCUCCCAUUGGAGACCUGCGAGAACUUAGCUAGUGCCAUUGCACAGUUCUGGUGGAGUUCGAACCCUCCGAAGAGAGGAAUACACUGGGUUAAGUGGGAGCAAAUCUGCAAAUCAAGGGAAGAAGGAGGAAUAGGAUUCAGGAUGAUACAUGAGUUCAAUCUCGCAUUACUUGGGAAGCAAUUAUGGCGAUUAGUGCAAUUUCCGGACUCUCUAUUGGCAAGAGUAUUGAGAGGAAGAUAUUUUCGGUUUAGCUCACCAUUACGACUAAAUGAUGUUAACAAUCCCUCAUAUGGGUGGAGGAGUAUAAUGGCUGCAAAGCCAUUAAUAACGAUGGGGAUUAGACAAAAGGUACACUCUGGGAAUAAAAUCAGGAUGUGGGAAGAUCUUUGGAUCCCAACGAUACCGGCAAGACCAGCUAGGCCAAUUGCACCAGUACUUCAUCCAAUGAUGCCAGUGAGCAGUCUGAUGAUUGGGAACCCGAAGAGAUGGAAUACAGAGAUGAUAGAGAAUUAUGUCCAUCAGGAGGAUAUCCCAUUGAUUCAGUCACUGGCCAUAAGCCAAGAUUAUCAACGAGAUGGAUAUUGCUGGAGCUAUACGAGGAAUGGGAUGUACACUGUCAAAUCAGGUUACUGGGUGGCAACAAAUUUACUAAAGAAACAGUCAUUGGAGACGAAGGAACCUAGUAUCACAAAGCUCCAGGCCUUUGCUUGGAAGAUAAAAGCCCCCCCCAAAAUGAGACAUCUCAUUUGGCAGGUGGUAUCGGGCCAAUUAGCAGUAACUAGUAAUCUGACUCAUCGUCAUAUGCGAUGCGAUAAUUACUGUCCUCGAUGUGGUGCAGAUGAUGAAACUGUAAAUCACGCCAUCUUUGAGUGUCCUCCUGCAAUUCAGACAUGGGCACAUGCAUCAACCCCAACGCCGCCGACUAUAUUUCCAAGCGGAAGUCAGUUCACGAAUAUAGAUUACCUGUUCUGGAGAAAGAAUGAUAUUGUAGAACCAGAAUUGGAUAGGGACCCAUAUCCAUGGAUCAUAUGGUUUAUUUGGAAGGCGAGGAACGACAAACUCUUUAAAGGAAUUGACAGGGACCCUUUGGAAACUGUUAGACACGCUGAAUCUGAAUGCCAAGCUUGGUUUGACGCAAAUCAAAGAACGGACGAGAUGGUGGAAGAACAGAACAUAGUAGCGACCCCAAUCUCUGAGAGAUGCAUGAUAGAUGGGUCAUGGACACAUGAUGCACUCUUUAGUGGUUAUGGAUGGACAUGGGUAUCAACAUGCCAAUCUUUUGGGACUGACUGCAAGGAAUUGAUCGCGAUGACCAAAGACCCUAGAGCAUGUCCGAGCUUUUCUACUGAGCUGGAGGAGUUUAUGAAGUUGAAAGCAAGAUUCACGGAGUUCUCGAUUGUUUUUGUACCUCGUCAGGAAAACGUAUCGUCUGAUUCACUAGCUAAGAUAGCGAGAUCAUUCCAUAGGGAAUUCAAGUUUGGGUUUCGAUUCCCGGAGAAAGCGGAAUUACGCGAAUUAAUGGAAAAGCGGCUUACAAGAGAUUUGCAGCAUGUCGCAAGGAGUAUCGUCAAUGGUGGAUCCGAUAGGAUGGUUCAGGUGAUGUAG
Molecule: messenger RNA, 2634 nt
Organism: Brassica napus (rape)
Lineage: Eukaryota; Viridiplantae; Streptophyta; Magnoliopsida; Brassicales; Brassicaceae
Exons: 4
Coding region: 1-2634 (877 amino acids)
Source: RefSeq, a predicted model, not a curated record